AUUUGACAAACAAACUUUGUUUGUAGGUUGAGGUUAUUGCAAAUUCACGGAUAAAUACUGUUGUUCCCAGAUAAUAAAAGAUACCUGGAUCUUUUGUGUGUAAUGACAUUUAUCAAAAUUCCGGCAUAAUUAGAACAAACGUAUCACUUGUCUAAAUAAUUUAUAUGUUAACAAGUAUUUAUAUCAACGGAGUGUCGUGCUCGGAACAGUUUUAGCCAUAGGUGUUUAAUAAGGCCGAAAAUAUGGAGAACCGUAUCAGAUGUUAUGAAGAUAUCGCUUCUGAGGCAUUUGAUUUAGAAAACUAUGUGUCUGAUACAUCAUCUGAUCAGCUUGAUGUGGAGGCUAUGAUACUUAAAAUUUAUAAGCAAUUUGAAAAAUCAACUGAUAUUGAGCCUGAAUUUCCUGUUGUAAGAAAACGAGUUCAUGUACAAUUAUUAAAAGAUUAUCUCAGAAAAUUGCCAACUAACUAUGAGUGUUUGGAUGCUAGUAGAACAUGGAUAGUCUAUUGGAUCUUACACAGUUUGUGGUUACUCAAUGAUAUGCCUGAUGCAGAAACACUAUCUGAUGCAGUUUACUUUUUGAACUUAUGUCAACAUGAAGAAGGUGGCUAUGGUGGUGGCCCAGGGCAAUACCCUCAUCUUGGAACAACCUAUGCUGCUGUAAAUGCCCUUAGUAUCAUAGGUACCGAAGAAGCUUACAACUCUCUGGAUAGAAGCAGCCUGCAAAAGUUUUUAUGGACAGUUAGAGAUGUUGAUGGAUCAUUUGCCCUUCACAAGGGCGGGGAACAAGAUAUAAGAGGUGCUUACUGUGCAGUUAGCAUAGCUAAAAUUACAAACACAUACACAGAUGCCUUAUUUGAUAAAACUGCUGAGUGGAUAGUUGGCUGUCAGACCUAUGAAGGAGGGUUUGGUGGUUGUCCUGGUAUGGAAGCACAUGGGGGAUAUGCAUUCUGUGGGAUUGCAUCCCUAGCAUUGUUGAAUAAGACGCAACUUUGUGAUAUUGAUGCCCUACUAAGGUGGUGUGUAAACCGGCAGAUGCGUUUGGAAGGUGGGUUCCAAGGGAGGACCAACAAGCUAGUUGAUGGCUGUUAUUCAUUUUGGCAAGGUGCUGCAUUCCCCAUUAUCAGUGCUAUUCUGUCACAAGACAAUAAAGAGUUAAUAGAAACUGUACUCUUUGAUCAAGGUGCAUUGCAAGAGUACAUCAUUAUCUGUUGUCAAGCAUUACCCAGUGGUGGUUUUAUUGAUAAACCUGGCAAGCAUAGAGACAUCUACCACACUUGCUAUGCUCUCAGUGGGCUGUCUGUUGCUCAACACGGCACAGGGGCGGGCGACCCCUUCGUUGUCGGCCGACCAAAGAAUGAGCUUAACAGAAUACAUCCUUUGUAUAACGUGGCGCCGCAUCUCGCCUACAAUGCUGUUCAUUACUUCAUAAGGCAUCCUCCACCAGUCAAAGACAAAAAUUAAUUAAUUCUGACAAUAUCCAAAGCUUAUCUUUGUCCCAUAGUUUUCUAUGUGCCUCGCUAAAUAAAAUAUUAAAAUGUUUUGUGGUGUGUGUGUGUCUGAAAAUAAGUUCAAUAGUCAAUGUUCACAUAUUCUGAUAAGGCUUUCACUGUCACAGUUAUCAUUUUUAAAACAGCAAAAAUCAGUGUCAUGCUGUGACUUUCAAGUUAUCACAUUUCUUUUCUGUGAUUAAAAAGAUAUUUAAAUUAUAAUGUCAUGGUUGUUAAUAAGUGAAUUUAUAAAUAAUGAUAAUAUGAACUAUUGUAAUACAUAUUUUCAUGAAUUUUACACAACACAAUUUACAUUCCCUAUCCUAUGUAGAUAAGUCACAAUUCUAUUUUCCAGAUAAUCUUUAUUAAAUUGGGUGGCAUAAGAGUAUUAUAAAACAAUGCAUUUUAUUAUGCUAAUUUAUUUAUUUUGUCGUUUUGAUAUAAUAAAUUGUAACUAUUA
Molecule: messenger RNA, 1949 nt
Organism: Trichoplusia ni (cabbage looper)
Lineage: Eukaryota; Metazoa; Arthropoda; Insecta; Lepidoptera; Noctuidae
Gene: Fntb
Product: protein farnesyltransferase subunit beta
Exons: 5
Coding region: 243-1463 (406 amino acids)
Biological process (GO): protein farnesylation
Cellular component (GO): protein farnesyltransferase complex
Molecular function (GO): protein farnesyltransferase activity
Source: RefSeq, a predicted model, not a curated record